UCUGGCUCUACCGCGGGGUGCUACAGCAGAACAGCAAAUACUAAAGCAAGAGCAGCAGACCACCACCAGCAUCACCAGCAGCAGCUGAAAUGGACCCCUCGAUGGACGACCCCAUGUCCGAAGAGGAAGAGGACGAGGACAUGGAUCUUCCACCGGGCGAGAGCCGUAGCAGCGUUGGCGGCAGCGGCAGCGGCGGCGGCGGCGGCAAGGGCGUGGUCGUGAAGGGGGUCGAGAUCGCCGAGGAGGACGUGUAUGCCUACGGCGACCCGGACGACCCGCUGGAUCGGGUGCUGGACGUCUACCUCGCGGACGAGCUGGAGGACCACCUGUACCUACUGCAGUACCCGAUGCAGCCGGCGGAUCGCCCUUCGAGCACGCCCCUCGCAGUCAAGCACAUGGGAGGAUGUUCACUCACCGCUGCCAAGAGCAACGAGACCCACUUCUCAGCCGCUCUAAAGAAGCGGGUCUUGUACUUAUCCGAGGCCGACGUUGCCCCCCCCCCGCCCCCUCUCACGUCACAGGUGAAAGCAGCGAACCACCUGCUGGAGGUGGAGCACCCUAUCAAGCAGGGAGGCAAGCACUACGACAAGAACGCCCCGGGGCAACUCCGGCGGGCCACUCAAAAGCACACGGGCAGCAGGGUGCGACCGGCGACGAACUUCGCGUUCGGCGUGAUUCGGAGCGACGAGCUACAUCUGACCCCGAUCCACGCCACCAUGCAGAUGCGUCCCUGCUUUCAGCACAUCGAUGAGGCCAAGGCUCAGGAGAUCGAGAUGGAUCUGGACGACCCUGAUAACGGCGGCACCAAGGAGGCGGAGAAGCCGCAGCAGGUGUCGUUCAAGAAGAAGGAGAGUGAGCGGGCCACCGCGGCGCGAAAGUCGUCGUACGCCUACAAGAAGUCAAUCGAGGACGCCGAGCCGUGGGUCGCCCUGGAGGUGCACGGCCAGAACGACGAUCGGUCCCUGGACGAGUUCUCCCGCAUGUUCGUCGACGACGACGCCAGCGCCAAUCGCGGGACGAUCACCAAGGAGUUCCCCCCGUGCGAGCGUUACCUCCAGGGGCUGGAUUACAUGGAGGAGUACGACGAGAACGGGGAGUCUUUCUCCGCCGGGGGCAGGGGACGAUCUCUGGUCGAUAGCAUUGACCUGGUCACCGCCGGAACGGGCACAUACUCUCCCGUCAACCUUCCCGCGGCUCCCGUGCAACAGCUGGGGGGGGAUGCCAAGGUUGUCGCGUAUCUCAAGCUGGCGCACCUCGUGCCCUUCAGCAUGCUGCUGGACGUGACCAACAUGUCCCCGGACGCCGUGCUUCAGGCGCUGAGCGUGGAAGGGCGGCAGAAGGGGCUGCUGAUGCGAGGCAACUGGGCGGCUCUGCCGGCGGACGUUUGGCCGCGGGGCCCCCCUCACGCCGCUGACUGCUUGUCGGUCGCGCAGUGUUUGCUUCACAGAUACGGAGCCGUGAGCCGACCUGACUUGCAAAGACGUUUCCCCGAACUCGAACCCGUAACGCUCAAGGAACUCCUCUCGCAUAUCGCCGAGCUCGACACGGUCGACAGAAGGUGGGUGCCCAAGGUUAAGGACGGACUGACGUUCGGCAUGGAGUACCCCGAGAUCGUCGAGCUCGAGGAGGAGAGAUGGACGCUGCACGAGUCCAUCCUGAAGGAGAGGUUGGGCGAAGACAUCCUCGCCCCGCCGUCGUGCCCAACGUUCGGCACAUUCGUCAAGGUCUUGGAAGACGCGGCGCGCGCCGCGUCGGCGGCGUCGGCAUCAGCCGCUCGAGCGCCUAUGUCGCGCGCCAUGCCGUCGUUCGGCGUCCUGAGGCGGGGCGAGGUCGCCGCCAAGCAAGAGAUAACGGAGGAGGAGGAGGAGAAGGAGGAGGAGACGGUUGCGCCGGCGAGAGGGGCGGAGCCCAAGGAAGAGAAGCCCAACGUCAUCGAAGAGGCUGAUGCUGCGGCCGCCGCCAAGGGGAAGGCGAAAGCCGGGCCUGCAGCCGCGGGAGCAGCAGCAGUAGCAGGAGCAGCGGCGCGUGGUCCUGCCCCGAAGCGCCACUUCAAGCCGAAGAAGAGGCCGGCGAAGGCGGCCAGCGCCGUGAAGGAAACGGCGGUCAAGCAAGAGCACGAGGGGGAUGAUGCGGCUGGUGGAGGCGCCGCCGCGGGUGGUAGUGGUGAUAGUUGUGUCGAGGAGUCGAAAGGGACAGCAGCAGUAGAGGAAGGACGGAUUGACGGCGGCUCAGAAGGGAGGAGGGGGACGGCCAGAUCAAGAAGUGACGCGGGUGCCGCCGCCGCGGUCGACGGUGGCGUCACGAAGCCCUCUGCCGGCGGCUCAAAGAGUCGAGAGGGUGAGGGGGGCGCGACCGCAGGCGCCGGUACGUUGCCCGCGGCGAAAGAGGAGCCGCGAGAACAGAGCAGCGGCGGCGGCCUCCCCGCCGAGGGUAAGGGUAAGGGGCCUGCUGCUUCUGGUUCCGGGGAUACCGACAUGGCAGAGGGGGCGACGGCCGCAGAAGCGGCAGCAGGGGGCGAUACCAAUGCUGCUGCUGCUGCGGCGGCGGAAGAAGAAGCUGAAUGGAGGACGGAGAACAAGGCUGCCGGCGGGAAGUCUAGAGGUCGCGGCGGUGGCGGCAGCAAGCGAGAAGAGCCGGCGACUAGACCAAAGGUCAAGCCACGAUCAAACCGCUCCAAGUCUAAGGGGAAGUGAUGAAUCGGCCGAUAGAUGGGAAAAUAUCAGAUACAUGUUUUUGUAUCUCCGCGGGGUUGACAAGGCUGUGCCGCUGUCGAGUGGGCAGCACGCAUGGCCGUGCGUUGGAGCUACUGCGCAGGGAGGGAAUAGGUUGGACGAGGGAGCGAUAUCAGCUUGCGGGCGGAGGAAAGGGACGUGGUUUUGGUGGGUGCCGGGGUAAAGGUGCGUUGCGACUAUGGUAGCGAGUGGUUGCCGGGCGGAGAUGCCGGGCGGAGAGAUUCUAUUCUUGCCGGUUGUUGGUGGGAAGCAUCGGUGUCUGGUACUUCCAAGUAUUUGGUUCUGGAGAGCUUCUUCGGACGGGAAUAUACGCUCUCACCGCCCCCCGAGGUAGCCACAGCUUCUCAUCCGUCCGAGCAGCCUCGUGAUGUGUUGGCAACGUGUGACUAUUUGUUUGUUUCUCCCCCGGCGCCUUUGGCGGGGGCCGUGCUCAGCAACAAAUGACGCGAACAAGAAGCUUCAUCGUUGCGUUUACGAGUGCUCCUGUCUUGUAUAUACCUCCCACAACGUCGAGGGCGUGUGUGCGGGAAGGCUACUACUGUAGGACUUUACCAAGCUUGAGGAUGGAUGGAAGGCGGGCACCGUCCGUAUUUGCUGUGGCCGGAGAGGCGGCACACGCACCCGGCCCGGAUACCGGCUCGGGGUUUCCACUUCGUUGCUUGGAACACAACGAAAGCAAUCAAUAGGUAGGCUUGCUUCUACGCGUGUUCCGAUGAGAGAUGGCGGCAAAGGAAGUAUGUAGCUAACUGAGUGUCCUCGUCGCUCUUAAAAUAAAAACAAGAGUAUGGUCAUCUCGUACGAUGGCGUUGACGGUGCGCGGGAAAACUUGAUACAUGUAGAUACAUUCCUCCUCGUUGCGACCGGUUGUUGGCCCAUCAUCCCAUGUCCCCUUGUAUUGUUCAGGUGGUGCGUAGACGCUGGUUUACGCCACCCAAAAGCACAACAAACGUAAGCUUUCCUGCGUACGUGGGUGUUGACGGGGUCCGCGCUCCCCUUUCCUCACCCCAUCCUCUUUCCCUGCGGUCGCACGAAGCUCGCGUCGCACGCAAUGAAGCUGACUUGUGAAGCACGAAAACCACCACGACCCACCGGGCACACGUACCUGCCUACACUCUCAAAAACCAAUCCUCUACAACCGUCCAGUCCGCACUCCUGUCUUUGCAUGCAUCCCAAUGACUAGACUACAUGUAGAGUCUAUGGCACGAACAACGGGGGGCCCGGCCAAUACACGAAGGUAAAAAUAAAAUUGUGAGUGCGCAUCUGAGAACGAUCUCUAACGUGUACACCACCCGUAUCCUUCCAUCAAACGCAUAUCAUAAUGUCGCAUCCCCGAAACUCCUUUCUUUGUGGGUAAAACAAGAACGUGUUCACUAAAGCCAUGUAAGCGCCGCUCGCCUAUUGUGAGGGUGCUAAUGUGUGUAGACUGUAGGUUCUUUUACCUCGUCUCUAGUAGUAGUAGGCAAGGAAGGCAUGGCACCGCUCCGCCGCGUGCUAGGCAACCAGAAGU
This is a messenger RNA of Ectocarpus sp. CCAP 1310/34, 4239 nucleotides long. The record is from the annotation of a GenBank genome assembly. Lineage: Eukaryota; Phaeophyceae; Ectocarpales; Ectocarpaceae.